AAGAAGCCGCCACCUAUCCCGUCGAAAAGCUUCGAGAUGACGAAAUUGUGGAUACAAAUGGUGCUGGAGAUGCAUUUGCUGGAGGCUUCAUGGGUGGCCUAGUCCUCGGAAAGUCCUUGGAGGAAUGUUGGGCCUCAAUACACUUGGCCUAA
Molecule: messenger RNA, 152 nt
Organism: Acaulospora colombiana
Lineage: Eukaryota; Fungi; Glomeromycota; Glomeromycetes; Diversisporales; Acaulosporaceae
Source: the annotation of a GenBank genome assembly